This is a messenger RNA of Aspergillus wentii DTO 134E9, 5458 nucleotides long. RefSeq lists its product as uncharacterized. Gene Ontology annotation, biological process: regulation of transcription by RNA polymerase II. Gene Ontology annotation, cellular component: mediator complex. The record is from RefSeq and is a predicted model, not a curated record. The transcript has 4 exons. Gene Ontology annotation, molecular function: transcription coregulator activity. NCBI's taxonomy places the organism in Eukaryota, Fungi, Ascomycota, Eurotiomycetes, Eurotiales, Aspergillaceae. The coding region runs from base 270 to 4958 and encodes 1562 amino acids.
CUACAUACAACGAUCUUCAAAACGUUGCUCCGUGAUCGAGUCCCACCCGCGAUCGACCUAUUUUUCAUCCUUCCAUCCUCACUUUUCUUCGCCCCUCCCCUCGUUUCCGACCGCAUAUUCUGGGACAGCUCUCGACCCCGUGUUUCGUGGAUUUCGGGACUAUAAAAUUUUUCCUUGCUCUUGAGGGUUGACGUCCCCCCAGCGAAUGCUGACGUCAAAGGAAGGCUUUCGCGGAUUGCUCCCCGAUCCCCAUUGAUGGGGCUGCUGACAUGAAUCCCGCAACCUUUUCCAAUGUCGGCGGGGGCAUGCCUGCCGGAGCCAAACCGCAUGGCCAGAUGCCAGUCCCCCAGAAUAACGAGAGUGGACAGGUGAUUAUGAACCAUGUUGCCCAAGCUCUGCAGUCGCAGGGCCCUUUCACAGGAUGGAGAGGGGAAGUCCCCAUCAAGGAUCGAGCCUUGAAGGUUUAUCAAAUGAUCACAUCUCUUCGUUUAAUCCAGCCCCGAAUCGAUCUACAGAAUGCCGCCCAAGCUGCCCUGAGGUUCGAACAAAAAGCAUUCAAGGACGCGAGAGAAAAAGUUGAUUAUGACAAGGAAUGCAAUGAGAAGCUCGUGCAUAUUCGAGAUACCCGAGCUAGGCAAGCGGCAGUAAUGCAAAAUGGAAUGAUGCCACAAGGAGCAACUGCGGCUGCAAUGGCUGGUGUAGCGCAGAAUCAAGCCCAAAAUCCAUUUCCCCAGCAGCUGAACCGACCUGUACAACCUUCUCCGAUUCCUGGUCAACAACAAAUGCCGAUGGGUAUUAAUAAUCCUAACCAAGCUGCAAUGCAACAACGCCAGCAGCAGCAGCAACAACAUCAACAUCAACAACAGCAACAGCAACAGCAACAGCAACAGCAACAGCAGCAGCAGCAGCAGCAACAACAACAGCAUCAACAGCAGCAACAGCAGCAUCAACAACAACAAUCGCAGGCAAUUCUCCAGCAACGCAACCAGCAAAGAACCGGGAAUAACGUAUCACUGCCUGAUGAUCUAAGCACGCUUUCGUCCCAAGAGUUUGACCACGUUUGUCGAUUGGCUCAUCAGAUGCUUGAAAAGACUUCUCCGGGAGAUAUAGAAAAGAUCAAGUUGAAUUUGCAGAACAUGACUCCUGAACAAAAACAAUAUCUAGUCAGGAAGAAUAUGGACCCGAUGAUCUACUUUUUUCGCACUCAAGCUCUGAAUCAUCUGAGGAGACAUAAGCGGAAUCGCAUGGCACAGCAUGGCGGAGUGGAUCCUGGUGCUGUGAUGGGCGAUCAGAUAAUGACACCUCAACAGCGACAAAUGUUCCAGAAUAUGAUCAAUCUCCAGCGCAAUUCAGGGUUCCCCGUGAAUGCCCAACAAGGAAUGGAAUCAUUCAUCGGUAAUGUGGAAAAUAUUCAAGGGCAACAGGCGGAUGGAUUGCGCUCACAGGAAGCGGGCCAGCUUGUGGUACCUGCCAGCUCGUCUCAAAUGAACCAGCAGCCGUUCGCAACACCACAGAACGCGUUCCAGCCUGGUCAAAACGGCCAGACGAAUGUAAAUGGAAGCGGCAUCAGCCCUCAAUUCCUUGCCCAGCAGCAUUUGCAGAAUCCACAAGCCGUUCCACAAGACAGAGCUCAACAGCCUAGCCAGUUCCAAUCUCAGUCUCAAGCGCAGUCACAAGCACAAGCACGGGCACAAGCAGCCCAAAAAGCUCAAAUGGCAAUAUCGUCCCAGGCUAGUCAAGUGAAUCCUCCAAUGCAGCAACAGCUCAGCCAGCAGACUCCUGCAAUGCCAAUGUUAAAUCGCCCUAUGGGAUCUGGACAGCUGUCUCCGGCGCAGGCCGCCCAAGUCCGGCCUGCAUCACGGCCUCCAGGUAUGGGUCAGCAUGCAGCUGGAGUUCAGGGUCUUGGAGGCCAGCCAACAAUGCAAGCUCGACCUCAGAUCCCCCCUGGACUGCCGCCGGCAGCCCAGGAACAGUUAGCUCGAAUGACCCCAGAGCAGCUCAAUGUUGUUUUAAUGACCCAACAGCGCCGGGCUCUAAUUAAUAAUCAAAACAUGGCGAGGGCUAAUGCCGCACAGCAAUCAAUGCCUAUGCAACCAAAUUUGUCGCAACCUGGCCAAGGUCAGCAAAUGCCAAACGGGCAGAUGGCCAAUAACCAGAACAUGCGAACUUCUCUUGGUCUUCAGCAGCAACAACUCACCGGCAUGAGUGGGGCGCAGCCGCAGAAUCAAAUGCUUCCUGGGCAACAAUUGUCCGUGCAGCAGAGGCAGCAGCAGCAACGCCAGCAUGAUCUGUACAAAAUGCAUCUUCUGCGUUAUCAAGGUGAAAUGACGCCUGACCAGCUCAAGGAGAUGGACGGCUUCCCCUUUCCACCUUCGAUAUUGGGUAAUAACCCGAACUCGCCCGUCCCUAAACAUAUCAAAACUUGGGGUCAGUUGAAGCAGUGGGCGAACUCAAACCCGCAUAUUCUGGGAGGGGUGGAUUUGCCCAAAUUAUUGGCUCUUCAGAAGUACCAUCUUGCCCAAAUGCUGGCACAGGGCAAGGAGAACGCUCAGAAUGGGCAGGCCGCUGGCAUGUCGAUGGGGUCUUUUCAAGGACCACAACAGCCGUUUAUGAAUCCACAGAACUUGCAAAAUGGCCAGCAACAGCCUCCUAUUAAUAUACCUGCCAUGCGACCAAUUACCGCGAACGAUAUUCAAAUGGCUCGACAGCGUUUCGGUCCUCAAGUACAAAAUUUUACAGAUGAGCAGCUUAAGGAAGUGUUGCAGAGAAAUAGGCAGAAGCAUGUUAUGGAGGCGCGAGCCCGGAGCAUCCAGAGCCUUAAUCAAGGCCAGCAGACCCAACAAUCCCAGCCGCCUUCGGCCACCGCACCGCAGAGUACUCCCCAAGUUAAGCCUCAAUCGCAGCCGCAACCACAAUCACAGCCGCAACCACAACCGCAACAGCAACAGCAGCCGCCACCUAGUCAAGUACCUCAGACCGCAGUGACUCAAGGGGCAGCACCCGGCAAGGGUGCGAAAGGAGCUACUCCGAAACAGAACACAAAGAGAAAAUCCAACAAUGAGGAAAUCGUUGAAGCACAGAGUAAUCCUCAGCAAACGCCGCAAGUAGCAGCAUCGCAUGUUGCCCCGGGCUCUGCUCCCAGGCCACCAAACAUGCCAUUUACUCGUGAACAACUUGCUGCCUUGGCCACAAUGACGCCACAACAGCGCGCGCAAGUCGAGGCUCAAAUGCGGAGGCAGAAUCAGCAGCGUGUCCCAAUCAGUAAAGCCUCAGCAGAGGAGGCGUGGCGCAACUUGCCAGAAAAGAUCAGGCAGUUGUACAACGAAAUCGCGACCCAUACGGCACCCGCGGAGCCUGUGCCUCUCACACCAGAGCAGAAAACCACCAUGACCCAACAGCUCCGUGAUUGUACCGACAUGCUUGGUAGGAUGGACACGUUGGUGCAGUGGUUCUCGAAGAUCCCUGGCCAAGAUAAGAAUGUGAAGAGUCUUCUUGCAAUGCGAAUUCAAUUGAUGAGGCAGUUCAAAGACGGGCCGGAUUGGACGCUCAAUGAUCACAUCACAAUUGCCCCCGAGCAGCUGACAGGCACCAUCAAUUAUAUUAGGAGAUUUUUCCAGGUCAUGAUCGCUCGCGUGAAUCAGCAGCAGAACCAGCCUCCUGGCCAGCGACCCAGUGUUUCGUCACAAGCACAGCCGAAUAACCAAAACAUGCCUGCUCUCAAUGCGACUAAUCUACAACAGCUUCAGCUUCAGCAGCAAGAGGAAGCUAAACAGCGGGCCCGACGGGCUUCUAGCCAAGGUACUACUGGGACCACAGCAGUGCCGCCAGCACCAUUUGGAGCGCCAUCUCCCCAAGGGGUUCCUCAUGCUUAUGGUCCUGGAGGCAUGCCUCCCGACAAGUUAAAGCUUCCACCACCGAAAAGACGGAAGCAGUCACACGCGGGUCCCACCCCCCCAAGCCAGACCCAGGCUCCGGGAACCCCAAGUUCCAAGCCCCAAACAACCAAGCAGUCAGCUGCCGACACGAAGCCCGCCCCUGCAAUCUCGGCAGGCCCCUUUAAAUGUAGUCUACUGGAGUGUCACUAUCACUACCAAGGCUUUGCUACCCAAUCAGCUCUAGACAAACACACCGACGAGAACCACAAUGUUGAGGAGUCGAUUGAUAACCCUCUUGAGUUCGCCAUCGAAGGUUUCCGAACUCUUGUUAAAGAGGAAAAGAAUGAAGCUCAGGACUCCAAGAACGGUCUCGCAACUGUUCUCGAAAUUCCUCAGGCACCUCACAAGACUGGGGCAGCUUCGUCUCCUGCUAAAAACGAAGUAAAGCACGAAGGAAUGACACCGAUGAUCACCGGUGCAACUUCUAUGGGACGCGUCCCCAGCCAAAUCGGACCCAAAUCCGCCUCGCCGGCAUCAAAUCUACAACUGACCCCUCGGCCAUCAUCGGGCAAGCCGCCUACCUCAUCCUCCAUGAAGCCUGUCAUGAGCAAGGAUGGUAGGAGAUUAGCAGGAAAACCAGAGGACCAGGUACCGUCUUCUGCUGAGGCAACCAAGGACCCAUGGGUGGACAGUGCCAUCUCUCUGGAAGCAAUUCACGAUACGUUUGUGGACUUUAGGGAUGAUGGGCUCCACAGUCUAGGCUUCGAUCCAGUCGACGAAUUCCUCAAUGCCGAGAUGUUCACCAAGGCCCAGUCUCAGGACACUCCGGACUCGGUUGAGACGGGCAUUGCUACUCAAACCCCCAAGGACAAUGACCCUUCAAAGGAUGAGGACCUUGACAUUAAGAUUGAAGGUGCUCCUGAGGAUAAUUGGGUUCCUAUGGAUUGGUUCCAUCUUCCGAGCCGAUUCGAAGACGGCCUUUUAAUGAAUGAAUCCUGGGAGGAUUUUGAUUGGGAGACAAUCGAUAGGAAAGAAACCGACAUGAAUGUUGAUGACAGUGGAAUCGCCAUCUAUGCCAUGUAACAUGGUGCAUAUUUUGAAUUAUGAUCUAGGCAAGCGAACGGCGUGUGGGUUGAUUUUAUUUUUGGCGUACAUAUGAAUGAUUAUGCAUAUUAAAUGAGGCCAGCGCGGGGAGGUUUUUGUUUUGGUUGUUAUUUUCUUUUGAUUACCUUUUCUCCUGAUAUCUUCGCUUUCUUUUCUUUCAACCUUUUACUCUCACUUGAUUUAGCUGGAUCAGCGGAGGCGUUAAAAGGAGCGGACAAAAGAAAGAAGAAUCCCUCGACCUGACAUGACAGCAUCGAGCCUUUCCACAAGCAGGGCCGAGGCCUUCGUCGACUGGCUGGACUUCUUGUGUGAUAUUUUUCUUGCCAUAAUAAUACCUUUUUCUGUAUGAUGGUCCUCCACCAAAGGAUGAUGCUAUGCGUAAUUUAUGAACAAAAUGUGACGGUAUCACACGACCCGUGGUACAAUACAGUUCGGUAACGUCAGUACCAGUGGACCCACCAGAUCCAGCCAAUCCCAGC